Molecule: messenger RNA, 2130 nt
Organism: Melitaea cinxia (Glanville fritillary)
Lineage: Eukaryota; Metazoa; Arthropoda; Insecta; Lepidoptera; Nymphalidae
Gene: galene
Exons: 15
Biological process (GO): stabilization of membrane potential; potassium ion transmembrane transport
Cellular component (GO): membrane
Molecular function (GO): potassium ion leak channel activity
Source: RefSeq, a predicted model, not a curated record
AUGUCUCGACGGGAGGCUCGUGUGGAGGGUGUUGACUACCCGCCGCCACCGCCGAGCAAGUGCGCCAAGGUGUUGUACUACACGUGGAAGCUAUGCUCGGUGGUGUUCUCCCACUUCGUGAUGAUCAGCCUCGUGGUCGCGUACUGCAUCCUCGGCGCCGUCACCUUCGAGCGGCUCGAGGCGCAGCACGAGAGAGAGGUGAAGAUGAACAUAUCUCAGAUCCGCGGCAACACGACGCAGAACAUCUGGUUCAUGACCAACCGAGUGCCGUACCUGAACCAGACGAACUGGACCGCCGAGGUCGUUGACAUGUUAAAGGACUUCGAGAAUGCGAUUCUGCUCGAGAUGAAGGUGCGCGGUUGGGACGGCAACGAGAGUACCGAGCACAUCCAGUGGACGUUCACCGGCGCUCUCUUCUACUCCAUCAUCGUCAUCACCACUAUUGGGUAUGGGCACAUCGCGCCCAAGACUCAAACAGGCAAAGUGGUGACAAUUUUUUACGCCAUCCUGGGUAUACCUCUGAUGCUGCUCUGCCUCUCCAAUAUCGGUGACGUCAUGGCUUCAUCAUUUCGGUUUUUGUACUGGCGGGUGUGUUGUUAUGUGUGCACACGACCUCCGAAACCGAGCCAUCGACACUCUAGGUAAAACACUAGACGAUACAACCGAACUGGCAGCACGCGAGGGUCGACGCGUCGUCGGAAACCACUUGAACGGUCUCAUUCGGACACUGAUUGCAGGUACCGUGACAGCGGCUAUAACAGCACUAGACCACGCCGAGCACGUCCCGGCGCUCUCCCAGCACCAGCCCCGCGCACGCGCUCUCAGCCUCCCGCACAGUCUCGGCCCUUUGGACCUAAAGACUAUGUAGAUGAUCGUUCUCCAGUUAGAUACGAAAAAUAUGGAAGGGAACCGUGUGAAGAGGAAGAGGAGUUUCCAAAAAUAUCACUACCGCUUCAAGACCUACAAGCAGCCCUUAAAGAUUUGGAGGACUACCAGACGAAGGCAGUUUCAAAACCUGAAAUGAGAAGUAAGUCACUUCCAAGACCUGCUAGACCAAAAUCUGACUACGGUCCUCGGCGCGACUUCGAUGACCAGAGACACUUCGACCCCGAUGAUGGUCAGGAAAUUUACGAAAUGCAUGAUCUAUAUGAUGUUGAUUACGAAAAUUAUAGAGAGAGAAAGGCGCUGGAAGAAAGAGAAAAAAGGAAAAGGGAAAGAGAUGACUAUCCGAGAGAUCGCGGGUACGACCCAGAAGAUGAAGACUUUGAAUUUGAUAUUCCUAGAAGUAGAAGACCAGCUUAUGACAGAAGGACCAACCGAGGCAGAUCAGAAUACUAUGAGAGAGAUUUUGAAGACCAUCCAAACGAAAAGAGAAGGGGAAGGCGCGCCCGGAGCGCAGUUUAUGAUUACGAAAGGCGCUGGGAAGAAGAUGACGAUCGUUGGGACGUGGAGAGGGGAGGAGGACGGAGGAGGUUACGUCGGUUGCAAACUGUGGACGAUACUGUGAGACCUCCUAAUAGAUAUACGCCAUCUCCGGAAAGAGACGAAUGGAGCGACGAAGCUCCGCCCAUGCGUCGAGGUCGACCGCCCGCGUGGGGCUCGCGUCAGUCGGACGUGUACGCCGUUCAGCCGGCGGGGCCCGUCAGGGAGGAGAUAAAGCCAGUGCCCAUCUGGCUAUGCGUCUUCCUGGUGGCGUCGUACAUCGUGGCGGGGACGUUCCUGUUCAAGCGCUGGGAAGGCUGGGCGUAUCUUGACGCUGCGUACUUCUGCUUCAUCACUCUCACUACUAUCGGGUUUGGAGAUUUCGUGCCCGCUCAGGGUCAAAGUGGAGAAGCAGCUGACGCCGUCCACUCUAUAGCUCUUUGCUCCCUCUACCUGCUGUUCGGUAUAGCGCUACUGGCGAUGUCUUUCAAUCUGGUGCAAGAGGAAGUUAGGGCCAAUGUUGCUGCGGUCGCCACUCGGCUCGGCAUCAUCAAGCCUCGGGACAACACUGAGGAAUAUUAAUUUUUUUAAGCCACCUCAUGUUAAAUGAUUCUUAUAUGGCUAUCGUCGCCCAUGGAUAUCUGCAACAUAAGACGAGUUGCAGGUGCGUUGCCAACUGAGAGCGAGCAGAACAGGAAAUUCCUGCUC